AUGACGAGAGAGCUCGAGGACAUGUACAUGCUCAUGACUGACCUCCGGAUCUGGCUCGAGCUAGAGAUCCCAGCGUGCGAUGAUGGGGAUGGCUUCGUCCAGGAGGAAGUGAUCGAUGAGCUCGAUGCAGCACUCGAGGAGAUACUCGAGCUGCUGAAGUGUACAAAAGACCACCAUGAAGAUCGGAUUAGCUUGAUGUGGGACUGGGUACAAUAUCCAAACGUCCUCGACUACCCCUUCGCCAUCGCCCUCUCGGACCGAUUCGACCAUGUCAUCUCCCGGUCGGCCCUCCAGAGCAUGCUCCGGUUAUCGGGCGGGAUGAUGAUGCGUCUAGAGCGGAAUUGGGGGAAGGUCAUCGAUCCGCAGGGGGUCAGCACAGGACUUGCGGGCGGGGUCUACUAG
Dioszegia hungarica is the source of this 402-nucleotide messenger RNA. RefSeq lists its product as uncharacterized. Bases 1 to 402 code for a protein of 133 amino acids. NCBI's taxonomy places the organism in Eukaryota, Fungi, Basidiomycota, Tremellomycetes, Tremellales, Bulleribasidiaceae. Gene Ontology annotation, cellular component: proteasome activator complex. The transcript is spliced from 4 exons. The record is from RefSeq and is a predicted model, not a curated record.